Messenger RNA from Oncorhynchus nerka (sockeye salmon), 2716 nucleotides. RefSeq names its product methionine synthase-like. The record is from RefSeq and is a predicted model, not a curated record. Gene Ontology annotation, biological process: homocysteine metabolic process; tetrahydrofolate metabolic process. Gene Ontology annotation, molecular function: methionine synthase activity. The coding region runs from base 114 to 425 and encodes 103 amino acids. The transcript has 3 exons. NCBI's taxonomy places the organism in Eukaryota, Metazoa, Chordata, Actinopteri, Salmoniformes, Salmonidae. Gene Ontology annotation, cellular component: cytosol.
GCUAAAGGUCUGUGCGUCUCCCCGUCCACCAGGCGUUUGCCGAGGAGCUCCACGCCAGGGUGCGUAGGGAGCUGUGGGGCUACAGCGUGGAGGAGAACCUCCAGACAGAGGACAUGCACAGGAUCCGUUACGAGGGCAUCAGGCCAGCCGCAGGAUACCCCACCCAGCCCGACCACACGGAGAAGACCGCCAUGUGGACGCUGGGCGAGGUAGAGGAGAAGACGGGUAUCAAGUUGACUGAGUCUCUGGCCAUGACCCCAGCAGCAGCUGUCUCUGGGCUGUACUUCUCUCAUCCUAAAGCCACCUACUUCUCAGUGGGAAAGAUCACCAGAGAACAGGUGGAGGACUAUGCUGGGAGGAAAGAGAUGCCAGUGUCUGAGGUGGAACGCUGGCUGGGGCCAAUCCUGGGCUACGACACUGACUGACAGUGAUACUUCAACCAAUCCUGGGCUACGACACUGACUGACAGUGAUACUUCAACCAAUCCUGGGCUACGACACUGACUGACAGUGAUACUUCAACCAAUCCUGGGCUACGACACUGACUGACAGUGAUACUUCAACCAAUCCUGGGCAACGACACUAAUGCAUCCACAACCACUACCUAGAAAACAGACGCGCUGCUCAAUGGUCAUGUCUAGAUGGGAUACAGCUUUUGUCAAAUUGACGUCAAAAGUUGACAUAUUCUAACCCUUUUCCCAAACUUAACCCAAUUCUGCCUAACCUGCUAUGUUAAUUAUCCUAACCUGCUAUGUUAAUUAAUCUAACCUGCUAUGUUAAUUAUCCAACCUGCUAUGUUAAUUCUCCCUAACCUGCUAUGUUAAUUAUCCCAACCUGCUAUGUUAAUUAUCCUAACCUGCUAUGUUAAUUAUCCUAACCUGCCACGUUAAUUACCCUAACCUGCUAUGUUAAUUAUCCUAACCUGCUAUGUUAAUGAUCCUAACCUGCUAUGUUAAUUAUCCUAACCUGCUAUGUUAAUUAUCCUAACCUGCCACGUUAAUUACCCUAACCUGCUAUGUUAAUUAUCCUAACCUGCUAUGUUAAUUAUCCUAACCUGCUAUGUUAAUUAUCCUAACCUGCUAUGUUAAUGAUCCUAACCUGCUAUGUUAAUUAUCCUAACCUGCUAUGUUAAUUAUCCUAACCUGCUAUGUUAGUUAAUCUAACCUGCUAUGUUAAUUAUCCUAACCUGCUAUGUUAAUUAUCCUAACCUGCUAUGUUAAUUAUCCUAACCUGCUAUGUUAGUUCUACUAACCUGCCACGUUAAUUAUCCUAACCUGCUAUGUUAAUUAUCCUAACCUGCUAUGUUAAUUAUCCUAACCUGCUAUGUUAGUUCUACUAACCUGCCACGUUAAUUAUCCUAACCUGCUAUGUUAAUUAUCCUAACCUGCUAUGUUAAUUAUCCUAACCUGCUAUGUUAGUUCUACUAACCUGCCACGUUAAUUAUCCUAACCUGCUAUGUUAAUUAUCCUAACCUGCUAUGUUAAUUAUCCUAACCUGCUAUGUUAGUUCUACUAACCUGCUAUGUUAGUUCUCCUAACCUGCUAUGUUAAUUAUCCUAACCUGCUAUGUUAAUUAUCCCAACCUGCUAUGUUAAUUAUCCUAACCUGCUAUGUUAAUGAUCCUAACCUGCUAUGUUAAUUCUCCUAACCUGCUAUGUUAAUUAUCCUAACCUGCUAUGUUAAUGAUCCUAACCUGCUAUGUUAAUUCUCCUAACCUGCUAUGUUAAUUAUCCAACCUGCUAUGUUAAUUAUCCUAACCUGCUAUGUUAAUUAUCCUAACCUGCUAUGUUAAUUCUCCUAACCUGCUAUGUUAAUUAUACUAACCUGCUAUGUUAAUGAUCCUAACCUGCUAUGUUAAUGAUCCUAACCUGCUAUGUUAAUUCUCCCUAACCUGCUAUGUUAAUUCUCCUAACCUGCUAUGUUAAUUCUCCCAAACUUGCUUACGUUAAGUCUCCUAACUUGCUACAAAAAUUAAAUUCAGAAAAAUCUGCAUCCCUUCUAGACCCUGCUUAGGGCCAGAUAAUUACAAAAAACUUACACUUCAAGUGAAUCAAGGCUCAACUUUAAGGCUCAAGUUUAUUUUUUAUAGCUAUUUUCAAAAUGGCCACCUGUCAGUUAAGAAAUGGAGCUGUUUUUAUAUGGUCUUAACAUUUUACAGUUUUAAUAUAACAACUGUUGCCAAUGUCAUUUAUUCUUUAUUCUGGCAAUCACAAUCUUAGAUUUGAAUAAUUAACAGAUACAUAUGGUUUAUUUUCAGAAUUUGAUCAUUAGGGACAUAUUAGGUUCUAGAAGACGUACAUUUCCUCAGCAGUUUUUUUUAUUUGAGAUUGUAUUUAUGCUAAAUUAGAUACAACUUGUUUACAAAAUGUAUAAUUAGUAAAAAAAAAAAUGAUCUUCAUCACAAAAUGUUCACUUACUUGACACGACAUAUUAAUGUCUAAACCUCUAUAAAGGUACAUGUUUUUAAUGAAUGGUUAUUGUAAAUUACAGAUUUGAAUGAUUUUUGAAUUGUUUCACAAUUUUUGUCUUUCAAAGAAAUGUGGCCAAAAACUUAUUGACUGACCAGUUAUCAUUGUCAUUUUGCGAUGUUAUCGAUUUAUCCUGGAGGUGUCCACUAUUUCUGAAAAGAAGUCAUGAUUUAUUUUAUUUUAUGAAUGUUCUGAUAUUACAGUGUUUGAUCUGGAACCAUAUUCAUUUAGUAUAAAAUCAUUUACUCAC